Triticum turgidum subsp. durum (durum wheat) is the source of this 534-nucleotide messenger RNA. Lineage: Eukaryota; Viridiplantae; Streptophyta; Magnoliopsida; Poales; Poaceae. The record is from the annotation of a GenBank genome assembly.
AUGUCGGCCGCCUCCUCUCCCGUUGCCUACGACCGCGCGGCCGACCUCCGCGCGCUGGACGCCACCUUCGCCGGCGUCAGCGGCCUCGUCGCCUCCGGCCUCACGCACAUCCCCCGCAUCUUCCGCGUCCCUGAAGGCCACCACGACAAACAGGACACCACCGUCCUCGUAGGCCGCCAAGAAGACCCAGGGGCCAUCCCGGUGAUCGACCUUGGGAGGGGCGACCACGCGGCCGUGGUUGCCGCCGUCCGCCAGGCCGCCGCAGGGUGCGGGUUCUUCCAGGUGAUAGGCCACGGCGUGCCGGAGGCGGCGAUGGCCGCGGCGACGGACGCGGUGCGGGCGUUCCACGCGGCCGACGGCGGUGAGGGCACCGAGAAGGCGCGGCUCUACUCGCGUGACCCCGUCAAGCCGGUCAAGUACCAGUGCAACUUCGACCUCUACGAGUCGCCGGUGGCCAACUGGCGCGACACGCUCCACAUCCGCAUGGCCCCUGACCCGCCCGACGUCGGCGACAUGCCGGACAGCUGCCGGUGA